GUAUCGCGCGCCACGUGUGGCCCGUACGCGCACGCCGUCUUUCCAGCCCUCUCGCCUAGUCCUUCGGGAACUAGGACUCGCGCGCGCCCUUCACACGCGCACGCUGUUGCGCACGCUUCGUUUGUGCCGAUCAUCUCGCGCGCGUACUCGUCAUCGCCCAGCAUUCCUACGCCCGCGCGGAUUGGGUCAUCCGCGCUUGUCCCGCACUUGCGCGUUGUCGCGCACCCAUCGCCGCUGCCGCCUACAUCCUGCGCGUCCCUGCCACCUGCGCGAGUGCCGCGCACGCCCCUCAUGUCCGUGCCGCUCGCGCUGUCGUCCCAUGCCUCGUGCAUGCCACCCCGUAGGGAACCCGAUCACCCGGUUCCUCCCCAGGCUACGGUGGUCGCACAGUUUCUCGACUAUCACCCUGAGAAAUUCUCCGGGCAGGGAGACCCCCGUAUCGUGGACGAGUGGAUUCAUGUCCUUGAGUUGAUCUUCGAGGUCAUGGAUUGUCCAGACAGAUAUCGCGUAAUCUGCGCUCAGCUUCAGCUAACUGGUGAUGCCCGGCUCUGGUGGAAUGCCUACUGGAGCAUGCGUCCUGGCGAGAAGGCGGGAUAUACAUGGGAUAGGCUCAAGGAGCUGAUCCGCGAGAAGUACUUCCCCACCUACUACAGAGCAGAGAUGGAGCGUCAGUUUCUGUCGCUCAAACAGGGUACUCGAUCCGUCGAUGAGUACGAGAGAGAGUUUACUAGACUUGCAGCUUUUGUUCUGGACCUGGUUCGCACGGAGGCACAGAGGGCACAGCGCUUCAUUGACGGGCUUUACCCAGCAGUCUGUCACAACAUUGUAGGUCGCGGGACUCAGACGUAUGCUCGUGCUGUUUCGAUUGCCCAGGAGGUGGACGCCAGCAUCAGAAGGGAGCCCGUCCAUGAUCGUUUUCAGCCAUCCGCCCCUGCUCA
Striga hermonthica is the source of this 938-nucleotide messenger RNA. The record is from the annotation of a GenBank genome assembly. Lineage: Eukaryota; Viridiplantae; Streptophyta; Magnoliopsida; Lamiales; Orobanchaceae.